CUCCGAUUCCAGAUUAGGAUCCGUCUUCCGCUCCUUCUGGCACAACAUGACCAGCAAUGACCGACAUUCCACCUUUGACUCCCCAUACAGAACAGGGCGCCAUGUUCCCUUGAACGCGAGGGAUGGCCUGACCUCGAUCGCGACCGCCGGCGAGUCGCGCGCCGAUAUCACAUCCCCCUACCGCGAUGAGUCGGCUCACCAGUUUACCUCCGCCCUCGAUGCCUCUGGAAACCGCAUAUUACCACCCGAAUCCAACCGACCUUAUUCCCCCGGCAUGAGGUCGCAUCGCGCGCGGCAGUCGGCCGCACCCGAUGGUUUCGAAGUGCAGAGCCCGGCUGGUGAGAUCCCCAUGCAGUCUUUCCGCGACGGCAUGCCGCCGGCCCCUUCGGUCAGUAGCUCGUGGCGCAAGAUCGACAAGUGGGCCGAAGAGAACUACCCCGAGCUGUUCGACCAACUCUGCGAAGGAUGCACGUCGAAUGACCUCAACGAUCUCGAACACCAGCUGGACUGCUCCCUUCCGCAGGACGUCCGGGAGUCUCUGCAAAUCCACGACGGCCAGGAGCGCGGCGGCAUCCCCACAGGUAUCAUCUUCAGUGCCAUGCUUCUUGAUUGCGAGGAAAUUGUGGAGGAGUGGACGAACUGGCGCAAGGUCAACGAGGAAUUCUUGCAAAAGCCGAGACUGCUCAGGCCACCAGUUCCUUCAAAGGGCCCUGGUGCAGGCAGCGCUCAAGCAUCUUCAUCCGCUGCCGCCUCAUCCAGCUCGGCUCCUACUUCACCUCGAGACUCGGAUUGGCGACAAGACCUGCUGGCUCGUCAGGACUGCGUACCGCCGGGGUCGAUACAGAAGGCUUAUGCGCACCCCGCAUGGAUUCCCUUGGUGCGCGACUGGGGCGGCAACUGCCUAGCCGUUGAUCUGGCGCCGGGACCAAAAGGUCACUGGGGCCAGGUGAUCAUGUUCGGCCGGGAUUACGACACCAAGUACAUAGUGGCGCGCUCAUGGGCGGCCUUCUUGGCCAUCGUCGCCGACGAUCUCAGCAGUGGGAGGUGGUUUGUCGACGAGGACUCAGGCGAGCUCAAGCUGCGCGAGUUCAAGCAGGCGCGCGUGGAGCCGGCGUACUUUGACAUCCUGAGGUGGAGGAUGGAUCAGAAAUACGGGCGCACCGCCAGCAAGCGAAAGUCGAUGGCGCCGGGUGCGGCAUCGCGUAGUGCGCCGAACUCGCCGUACGCCAACCCGACAGAGCCCAACGGCGAGCACCGCGGCCGUUCCAUGCACCGCCCCAGCGCCAUCUCGCCGAUUCCCAGUCCCAUCCGGCCCGGAUACGGAAAGUCAAGUCCCCUGGCCAGGGUGGCAGAAGAAUCCGGAGCGGCAAGCCCAGUGCUCGGAAAGACAGGAGAUAAAUUGGUUGAGGUCGAUACGCCACGACAGAGCAACGAGGAAAUCAAAGAAAAUGCCCCGAGGUUAACGGCGUUGGCCAACGGCGAGAACCCCGCCGACGAAACCAAGCACGAAACCCAACCAAAUGGUUCAGCGGUAACGAACGGCCAGAAGCCCGCCGUAGAAGUCGAGGAGGCAAUGAAAACGAUCGAGAUUUGAGGGUAAAGCUGCUACGACCGGUCAUGAAGUUG
This is a messenger RNA of Parathielavia appendiculata, 1626 nucleotides long. Its product is annotated as cell wall assembly and cell proliferation coordinating protein. The transcript has 2 exons. Bases 47 to 1594 code for a protein of 515 amino acids. Gene Ontology annotation, cellular component: mating projection tip. Gene Ontology annotation, biological process: fungal-type cell wall beta-glucan biosynthetic process; cell wall biogenesis. The record is from RefSeq and is a predicted model, not a curated record. Lineage: Eukaryota; Fungi; Ascomycota; Sordariomycetes; Sordariales; Chaetomiaceae.